AUGGCAUUUUACGAAGGACUGGAUGAGAAUGCGGGUGCGAAUAUUCCUGACAACAUUUCCCUCGCGCCGACAGAUACAACAUCCGGUGGCACGUUCAUGACACGGUAUACCAAUCAAACCGGAACAGUUAACACUACAACCACACGCAAGACAAGCAAGAACAAGAGGCGCGAGGAGCGCAAGCGAGCACGGGGAAAGAAGGGGACGGUAUAUGAGGAAGAAUAUCUCACAAAUUCCAUCGAAAGACUGAUUGAGCGUCUCAACAGCAUGCAAGAUGAGAUUCAAAGGCUAGUGGAGGGCUUGAUCAGAAGGGGCAUGAGGGAGCGCGCAGAUGCAGUGAGCAAUGCUGCCAAGGAAGUGGUUGAAGGAUGUAAGAAAGCUGUAGGGGAAUUGUAUCCUGCAGCUGCUUUGGCACCCAGUGCGGAUGAUAGCGCCGUGGCAAUUCAUGGUGUAGAUGGAGAGUUGAAACCUACUGGGGGUGAUGCGACACUCUGGGAUAGUUUGCAGGAGGUGGAUAAGAAGAGGCAGGCGCCUAUCGUCAAGGAAUUUGGAAAGUUAAGUCUGUUGUAA
Plenodomus lingam JN3 is the source of this 570-nucleotide messenger RNA. NCBI's taxonomy places the organism in Eukaryota, Fungi, Ascomycota, Dothideomycetes, Pleosporales, Leptosphaeriaceae. The record is from RefSeq and is a predicted model, not a curated record.